Messenger RNA from Galdieria sulphuraria, 766 nucleotides. RefSeq lists its product as uncharacterized. The transcript is spliced from 3 exons. Lineage: Eukaryota; Rhodophyta; Bangiophyceae; Galdieriales; Galdieriaceae. The record is from RefSeq and is a predicted model, not a curated record. The coding region runs from base 7 to 393 and encodes 128 amino acids.
CCGCAGAUGUCGCAGUUUGGAUCAAAGAGGAGGCGUUUCUUCGAAAGGAAUCGCAUACAGAGGCUCAGACAACAAAGUCAAGUUGCCAUAGCUACUUGGAUGAGAAUAAUAAUAGCAAAGGGAACAGACUUUGAGAUAUUAGACUCCAAGGUCUAUUUUCGUGAAGAGGACGUCAACUGGAGUUUGCUGCGCCAGUGUGAGAAAGUACGCCAGUUUAAUCCAAUUGGUAUGGCAACGUAUUACGAUAUAUGCGUCCAACAAGGCAACUAUAGUCAUUUUAAGAAAGCUGCUGCUUGGAAAUUUGGGGAACUAAAAGGGGAAUGGAAACUUCUUGGUCGCCGAGUUGCCUUUUGGAAAGGUGUUCAAAUAACUGUUACACGAGUGAACGAGUAACGGAAAGAUAUAAGCAAACAAGUUGCCAAUAGCUUUAAAAAAGUAUAUAACUUAAACUACGAUAAGCAGUACGGGGAUUUUGUUUAUGGUGCUGUUAACUCGCGUGUAUGUUUGAAACUACCGAAAUUGGUCUUCUUUCUUAUGUAUAGAAUAUCAUAUUGAGGAUAAUCUCUUGUUUGAGUUUAUGUGAAUCCGUUGAAAGCUGCAGACAAAGAGCGAGUAACUUGGUUUGAUAGUUUAUCGAUUCUUUCCAGUUGGUGAGUAGAGAAACUGUAGACCAUACAAUUGGUUGUUGUAUUAUUACAAUUGGCAACCAACAUAUUCUAAAUAAAGUAAAUUGCUGCCUUUGCUUGCACGGAUAUUGAAAACAUGU